AUGGAGAAAACCCGCAUCCUCACCACAAAGCUCGGCCGCAUCACCGGCGCCGUCCUCGACAACGUCGUCCAAUACCGCGGCAUCCCAUACGCGCGCAUCCCCGGGCGCUUCAAGGACCCCGUGGGGCCCGUGACGCAUCUUGGCGAUUUCGACGCGACGAAAUGGGGGCCGAUGGCGGUGCAGCAGCCCGACGCAGAAGAAGUCGACGCACGCGUGCUGAACCACAAACUCACGCCAAUGCCGGCAGAGCGGAAGACCAUGUCUGAGCUUGAAUGCGCGAACCUGGUGGUUGUAACGCCAUACACGUCCGUGCACGCGGAGGAGCGGGAGAAGGAUAACCUGUCGCCGACGACGGUGCUGUUGCCGACGAUUGUGUGGGUGCAUGGCGGGGCGAACCGCAUUGGGAGUGCGAACUUUGUGGGGUAUGAUAUGAGGCGGUUUGUGAAGCACAGUAUCGAUGUGGUGGGGAGGCCGGUGGUGGUGGUGAGUCUGAAUUAUAGACUGGGCACGUUGGGGUAUUUGGCGUGUGGGGAGGUGGGGGCGGGGGGGAAUUAUGGGUUGAAGGAUCAGGUGGUGGGGUUGAGAUGGGUUAAGGAACAUAUCCAGCAGUUUGGCGGUGACCCCGAUAAUAUCACCUUCAUGGGCGAGAGCGCCGGCGGGAUCGCUGGGUCACUGCACCUAUACUCCAAAGUGCCGCUGUUCAAGCGGGCCAUCCUGCUCUCAGGUCUCGCUGGACUGCUUCCGCCGCGGCCGCUGGACGCACAGGAGCUGAUAUACCUCAAGACCUGCGAGAAGCUCGACUUUGCCAAUCUCCCGCCGCUGCAGCGGGCGGAGCGUAUGCUCACCAUCCCAGCUGUCGAGCUCGCAAAGAUCGCGUUCGAGGUCGAGAUAUGCCCGACUAGUGACGGCGAGUUUAUCCCCACCAAGGACUGGAUCCGCCACGAGAACUUCAAGCCUCUCCCGGACUGGUGUGACAGCCUCGUGAUUGGCUCCUGCAAAGACGAAUGGGGCGUGAUGCAGCAAGGCGGGGCCAUCAAGGACUACUCCAACCCCCUCCGCACCUUCAAGCGCCGCAUCUCCCGCCAGCUCACCCCCGAGCAGACCUCGUCGCUCCUCUCCCACUUCCGCCUCUCGCCCAGCGACCCGCGCGACACAACGAUCGAGAAGCUCUACGUCCUCAUCGCCGACUACGGCUUUCGCCUCCCGGCAUACAUGUUCACCCGGUACUGGACCGGGCACCCGCAGAAGGAGGCAUAUUUCGCGCAGUUUGCGGUGCCGACGCCGCUGGAGGGGCCGAAUAGGGGCCGCGCGCACCAUGGCGUGGAUGUCGUCUUCUCGUUCUUGAACCAGCAUGAUGAGCUACCGGAGACGGGGGGGUACCGUGAGUUGGAGGGGGAGGUGGCGGCGGCGUGGUGUAGGUAUGUGUAUGGCGAGGCGCCGUGGGGGGCGUAUGAUGAGGAGGGAGGGAAGGUUGUGAGGGUGUUUGAUGUGGGGGGACGCGGCGGAGAGAGGAGGUUGGAUGAGUGGGGGAGGGGUGAAUGGGAGGCUUGGAAGGUUAUGGAGGAGGCGGGGGUUGAUAGGGUGUGGGAGAUGGGGCAGGCGUUCCUGGCGGGCCCGGGAGAGGAGGGGGAGGAGGAUUGA
Morchella importuna is the source of this 1641-nucleotide messenger RNA. RefSeq lists its product as uncharacterized. Lineage: Eukaryota; Fungi; Ascomycota; Pezizomycetes; Pezizales; Morchellaceae. The record is from RefSeq and is a predicted model, not a curated record. The transcript is spliced from 5 exons. Bases 1 to 1641 code for a protein of 546 amino acids.